CCAUUUAGCUGGUAACAUGGCGUCUAAAAUAAAUUUACUUUCUCGUAGUUUUCGACAGUUUGGGCCUUCUACCAAAGUGAUUUCUAAUUUUUUGACGAAUGGAAAUUUUUCUAAGCGGACCUAUCACGUAGAUGAUACUUUAACUGGCAUUUCUGACGAACAGCGCCAGUUGAGAGACACUGUUGAAAACUUCUUUGCAAAGGAGCUGGCUCCAUUUGCUGAUGCCAUUGACAAAGACAAUGGAUUUCCACAAAUGCGAGAAUUUUGGAAAAAACUUGGUGAACUAGGUCUUUUGGGUAUAACCACUCCAGGAAAGUAUGGUGGGUCAGAUAUGGGAUACCUUGAUCACUGCAUUGUUCUGGAGGAGAUGAGUCGUAUUUCUGGUGCCAUUGCUUUGAGUUAUGGUGCUCAUUCAAACCUUUGUGUGAAUCAGAUCUGCCGUAAUGGCAAUGAAGAACAGAAGCAAAAAUAUCUCCCCAAGUUAUGUUCUGGAGAGCAUGUUGGAGCCUUAGCCAUGAGUGAGGCAAAUGCUGGCUCUGAUGUUGUUUCCAUGAAGUUGAAAGCCGAGAAGAAAGGUGAUCACUUUGUGUUAAAUGGAACGAAAAUGUGGAUUACAAAUGGUCCAGAUGCAGAUGUGUUAUUGGUGUAUGCAAAGACAGACAAGACUCACAAACCACAACAUGGAAUUUCAUGUUUUAUUAUUGAAAAAAACUUUCCAGGGUUUUCUACAGGAUUAAAGCUAGAUAAACUAGGAAUGCGUGGAUCAAACACAUCAGAAUUAAUAUUUGAAGAUUGCAUAGUGCCGGCUGAAAAUCUUCUUGGAGGAUUGAAUCAAGGUGUGUAUAUCUUGAUGAGUGGACUUGACCUUGAACGGAUGUUAUUAGCUGCAGGACCAGUAGGAUUGAUGCAAGCAGCUAUUGAUAUUACAUUUCCCUAUCUUCAUGCAAGAGAGGCUUUUGAAAAAAAGAUUGGAGAAUUUCAAUUGAUGCAAGCAAAGAUGGCCGAUAUGUACACAAGGCUGAUGGCCUGCAGGUCAUACCUCUACACUGUAGCAAGAGCAUGUGACAAAGGUCAUUUCAACAACAAGGAUUGUGCGGCAAUUAUUCUCUAUGCUGCAGAAAAUGCUACUCAGGUUGCCCUAGAUGCCAUUCAAUGUCUAGGAGGAAAUGGUUACAUAUCAGACUACCCAACUGGAAGAAUACUAAGAGAUGCCAAGCUGUACGAGAUUGGAGCAGGCACUAGUGAGAUACGGCGACUUGUGAUCGGUCGUAGUGUCAACGACGAAUAUUACAAUGCGUCCGUGAUGGUGCACGUGCUUCAAAUUAGAUGUCGAUAGCAGCGAAUAUUUCGAAUAUGCAGGCACGUAGCCAACGCAAUAAAUAUGGGGAUGGGGAGGGGCAAAGAUUCGUACAUUCAUUUAUAAUCCGUUAGAAACAAAGGAAUGGAAACUAAUACGGGAUAUCAUGCAUGUAUGAAUAUUGCCGCCCGCCCCCAAUUAUCGUUCUGCAACGUGCCUUGCUCCAUGAAGCGUGAAUAGACUACUAUGUGGAUUUUCACCUAACGAAUACAUUAUGAAAGAAUAGAAGAAUAAAUACAAACAUAUUUAACUACGCUGCUCAUUUAGGAGUAUACUGACUACAGAGUCAGGAAUAUUGAAACAACGUGAAGUUAUUAAUAACGUCACGUCACGUUACGAAAUCUCAUGCCUAAGUCAUUUUUGUGAGUUUUGAGAUAAAGAGAGAAAAGUUAAUAAUUUUUAAAACAGUCAUAUAAGAUCUAA
Molecule: messenger RNA, 1780 nt
Organism: Xenia sp. Carnegie-2017
Lineage: Eukaryota; Metazoa; Cnidaria; Anthozoa; Malacalcyonacea; Xeniidae
Product: isovaleryl-CoA dehydrogenase, mitochondrial-like
Exons: 11
Coding region: 17-1336 (439 amino acids)
Biological process (GO): L-leucine catabolic process
Cellular component (GO): mitochondrion
Molecular function (GO): flavin adenine dinucleotide binding; 3-methylbutanoyl-CoA dehydrogenase activity
Source: RefSeq, a predicted model, not a curated record